AAGUUCGCUUUUCAUUUAGUGCAAUAUGUGAUUUUCGUUUACGCACAUUGAAUGCAAUGAAAUUUGACUUUAAUCAUUUUUGUUUUUGUUAUGAUAUUUUUUUUAUAUUGUGUAUCCAUAGUUGAUCUCAAUUUGUGAGGGAAAUGUGUAAAAGUGCAGUAUUUAUUUGAAAGGUGUUGGCGGCAUUGAAGCUGAAAAUGUUGGAUGGAAAGAUAAAUAGUUGUGAGCAUUGAUUGAAUAGAGGGCGAGUUGCAAAAUAAAUACUAAAAGAUGAUCAAAUUUUGAUCAAUUUUCAACUUUUCAUGAUUUAAUUUUCAGAUAUUAAAAUCUGACCACCAUCAUGAUUUAUUUGGAAAUUUUCUCCUGAAUAUAUUUGGUGGUUGCACGAAUGAUGCAGUUUGUAGAAGAAUAAUAAUGUUCGGAUUCAGUGUAAAAACAUUGCAAAAUGGGUUUGGAUCACCGAGGUCUCCGAGCGCAGUUGGCCGAGGGGAAUCUCCUAGGGUGUCGUCAUCUCCGAAAACCGACGUUGGAGAAAUCGACACGCGCGCACCCUUCGAAUCGGUCAAGGCUGCCGUAAGUUUAUUCGGCGAAAGUAUCUCGCCCAGAGCAAGGCCCGUCACCAAGAAGACUAAGGCUGAAGAGCAAAAACUACUUGAGAAAGAGACCCAACAUCACAUGGUGAGUAAGGAGCUGGAAUACUACAAAGAGCAGCUGAAAAGUGCAGAAAAUGCCAAGGCACAAGCUCAACAAGAUCUUCACAGGGCCAACGAUGCUCUGCAGGACCUAACCGGAAACCUCGAAAAUCUCAGCGAAUCGAAGCAAGAAGCUAUCAAAACUACAGAGGCUAUGAAACGGAGAGCCGCGGAGCUGGAGGUGCAGCAAACCGAAGCUCAAAUGGGCAGCGACACCUGGAAGCUCGACCUCGUCCUUGAGAGGGAACGCUACAAGGCUGCGUCGGGAGAGCUCAUCGUUUCCAAGCAAGAGCUCGCCAACUUGAGACAAGACUUCGAUGGAGCCCUUGAGGCCAAACUGGCCGCGUUUCAGAAGAUUGAGGAUGCGCGGCAAGCCACCAAAGCCAGCGGGGAGAGGCAGAACAUGCUCUCUAAAGAAGUCUCUAUGCUCCGACGUGCUCUCGAUCAAGUCAAGUUCGACUCCCUCCAAGCGCAGGAGGAGCACCUCAAGCUCAUCGCGGAGAAGGAGGUGCACUUGUUGGUGCAUAAAUCGGCCAAGGAAGUGGCCGAGAUGGAAAUCAAGGCCCUCAGAGAGGUGUACGGCCCUGAGGAGAAUCUGUCGCAUAAGCUCGAGGAAGCCACCGAGGCGAUCAAGGUUCUACAGGAGCAGCUUAACGAUGUGCGUGCUUCCGACCUCAACUCGUUGCAGACUGCUGUAACGGAGCUUGACUGCGCUAGAAAGGAGCUGCAGCAGCUCGUUGCUGAGGAAGUUUCAAUGCACACUUCUGUGGAGUCGUUCGAGCAUGAGUUGGACCAUGUGAAGAGGGAGCGCACAGAGUGUGAGAAGAAGGUGUCGGAAGCAGAGUUGGAAAUCGAGCAGAUGAGGGCCGAGCUAGCAGAGAGGACGGCCGAGCUUGAGAUGGCCCUGUCUAGGAAUAUUCACAAGGAAAUGAAUUCGGCUCUGGACAAUUUGCUAGCAGAAGCUGAAAGGGCUCAGGUGGAAGCAGAGAAGACGCAGAAGGACAUUGAACUACAUAGGCUAAAAGCCGAAGCAGCAAACAUUGCAGCUAAAGAAAUUGACGAGAAGCUGCAGCUUGCGUUGCAGGAGGCUGAAGAGGCUAAAGCUGCACAAAAGCUUGCAGACAAACAGAUACGAGAUUCUCCCAAAGCAGAUGGGGCAGACAACUUGAAGGGCCUGGGACCUGGAUCUACAAGGAAGAUCAGACUGUCAGUUGAGGAGUUUAAGACGAUGAACCACAAGAUCGAGGAAAGCAGAACUAAUGCCGAUUCCAAAGUGCAGUCUCUCACGGCUGACUUGCAAAAGAUAAAGGCGAGCCAGAAUGAAACGUCGCAGAAGACAGAGGAGAUCUUGAAACAGAGUGAGGACUUACAGUUGGAGAUUGAGGACGCGCUGAAGAGGGCAGAGGUGGCGGAGGCCGAGAGAAAAGUAGUUGAAGGCGAACUCCAGAAAUGUCGUAUAGUAGUCGGAGAGCCAUCUGGAAUAUUGUAA
Molecule: messenger RNA, 2181 nt
Organism: Salvia splendens (bonfire salvia)
Lineage: Eukaryota; Viridiplantae; Streptophyta; Magnoliopsida; Lamiales; Lamiaceae
Product: WEB family protein At1g12150
Exons: 2
Coding region: 415-2181 (588 amino acids)
Biological process (GO): chloroplast accumulation movement; chloroplast avoidance movement
Cellular component (GO): cytosol
Source: RefSeq, a predicted model, not a curated record